AUGGAAAAAGCUGCAGAGGAACACCUCCCCCCGCACGCGCUGGUGAGAAGUCUUGCGAUUCCCGCGCCGCCCUCCGGAAGCAUCUGUCCACGGCGCGCGGCGCAAGUCACGCCCGGGGACUGUUUGGUCGCGUCCAACCGCAGCGCCCCCACAAAAAACGCCCAUGCGACGACCGUGAAGCGGGCGCGGCGGGGCCGAUGCCAAAGGUUCCUCGGCGCGAUGUGUGCACAGAGUGCCCGCGCCGCCCCCCAACCCCUCGCCACCGGGCGCCCACGUUGGCAGAGUUCGCUGCAAGGGCAGGGCGAGGCAAGUAAACCACGCCGUGGUUCGGAAACAGCUUGUGUGCGAGGAGACGCCGGAACGCUGCUCUCCCGUGCGGCCCGACAACCCAAAUUCGUCCUGGAGGGGUCAGGGGCACCCGGGCUCGACAGUUCAGCAAUCGACCGGCCCGGUUCCUCUGUGGUCAGUUCAAUCUCCCAGGCCCUGAACCGUUUCCCGUCCGUAGCAACAAUACUUGUGUGGACGGCGUCGCUCGUCUGUUGA
Trypanosoma conorhini is the source of this 543-nucleotide messenger RNA. RefSeq lists its product as uncharacterized. The record is from RefSeq and is a predicted model, not a curated record. Bases 1 to 543 code for a protein of 180 amino acids. Lineage: Eukaryota; Euglenozoa; Kinetoplastea; Trypanosomatida; Trypanosomatidae. The transcript has a single exon.